AUGCUGUUGCUACUGCUGGCAAUUGCAAGCGUGCGUGGGAUCCCUGUCCACCCGCUGACAGCAGGCUCCUGUACGGAUGCUCCGGCACAUGGCGCAGCUGCGCAGGCCCUAGACCAGAUCAACCUGGAGCGCACAGAGGGCUACGUGCUGAGCCUAGAACGCCUCAGCAACGUCCACGUCAGGCGUCACGGAGAAGCAGGAGUGGUGUAUUACCUAACCAUCGACGUGCUUGAAACAAAGUGCCAUGUCCUCAGUAAAAAUAACUGGAGGAAGUGUGAAGUGAGAGAUAUCGGUGAAAACCCGGUGUAUGGUCAAUGCAGGGCAGUGAUCUACAUAAACAAAGUUCACAGAGUCUCGCGUCUCUACGGAUACAGCUGUGCAAUCAGGCCUGUUCCUGCCUCCAGAAUCGUUCGGAUGUGCCCUGACUGCCCGGUCCUGAUCCCAGUGGAUAGUGUCAAGGUGGUGGAGACCAUGAAAAUGGGCAUGGAAAACUUCAACAAGAACAGCAUGUUCACAAACUUUUUCACCCCUCUAAAUGUCACAAGAGCGACCUCCCAGGGGGGGUUUGUCACCUUUUACAACGUGGAGUUCAUCAUCCAGGAGACGGUGUGCUCCAACCAAACUGAUAUAGCUGAGGUUUCAAAAUGCCAGAUCAUGGCCUGCGAGUUUGCACACAAAGGCCUCUGCAGAUCUUCACUCUCUUACGCCAAUGGCUACGAGCACCUCAAUGCUGAGUGUGAAAUCUUUGAGCCUGAGGCCGCAGAGGAAGAAAAGAAGAAGCAUUACCAGGGAGGAGAGCUGGACCAUAGCCAUGCUAAUAUCAGUGAUAUGUCCUUAGGACAUGACCACAAGGGGGCGCACACACACCAUCACACACAUGAGCAAAGUGAAGGUCACAGUCAGGUUCAAGGUCACACCCAUGCCCACGUACACGGGCACGACCAUGACCACGCUCAUGCACACCAUUCGGACGCUCACAAUCACACCCAAGACAAGAGCUCACACACCCACCACAACUACGGUCACGGUGAGGGCGAGACCCACGCGCACGACCACGAACUGGCCCUGGACCACGAACACGGGCAUGUUCACCUCCACGUGCACGAGCACCAUCACCAUCACCAUGAGCACCAGCACGGAAGCCUUCCGAAGCGUCCCGAGGGAAUGGUGUAUGUCCUCCCCUCCAUGGACAAGACCGCAAGCCUCUCGGGCUUCCCUGUGCCUAGUCCAGCGCAAACCUCCGCCCAGCCGCUCCACGCUGACCCACAGAUCCCCGGCGAGAAGGAACCCACCAUUGAACCCUUCCCAUCCGGCCUGGCGCACCAGUGCCCAGCGGAGUUCUCCACCAAGAGCAGCUUGAUUCAGGACAGCUUUGUUGAGGACCCACUCUUUUAA
Molecule: messenger RNA, 1395 nt
Organism: Electrophorus electricus (electric eel)
Lineage: Eukaryota; Metazoa; Chordata; Actinopteri; Gymnotiformes; Gymnotidae
Gene: fetub
Product: fetuin B
Biological process (GO): negative regulation of endopeptidase activity
Cellular component (GO): extracellular region
Molecular function (GO): cysteine-type endopeptidase inhibitor activity
Source: RefSeq, a predicted model, not a curated record